Messenger RNA from Poecilia latipinna (sailfin molly), 1440 nucleotides. RefSeq lists its product as uncharacterized. NCBI's taxonomy places the organism in Eukaryota, Metazoa, Chordata, Actinopteri, Cyprinodontiformes, Poeciliidae. The record is from RefSeq and is a predicted model, not a curated record. The transcript has 8 exons. Bases 42 to 680 code for a protein of 212 amino acids.
CAAAUAUUCUACUGAUUUGCGUGGCAAGUCCUCUAGCGGAGAUGAGCAUGCAAAUACCUAUCAUAAUUAUGGCUGUCCAGCUCACAACAUCGUUCUGUCAUAACUUUCAUCUCACAGCAUCGUUUUUUCAUGACUUAUGUAAGAAGUUCAGGAUUAUGGGCAGUUCACUUUCUGUUUUGUUUUCCUUGGCAACAUUAAUUUUAUCUUUGAUAUACAACUCCGAAGAUAUUAUUAUUGGCCUUGUGAGUGUUGUGCUGGUGAUUAGUUCCAUAGAGUGGAUCAUUGCAAUGCUGCCUUUAGGACCAAGCCACGAGCUAAAUGAUGUCGUUGACUGUGCUCUUUGUGUGUGCUUUGUCUUCCAUCAAGUUUUCAUAAACGUUUUUCUCUAUGUCAGCAUCAACAGCUUGUUUGAGGACUGGGGAAAAACUACGAGAGUGUUUUGGCUUCUGACUGUUCAGACAGCCCUGACAAUAGUUUGGAAUAUUGUGCUCUGCGCCAAGAAGAAAACAUUACUACAGAAAAAAAGCGUUUCUGUCUUCGAUAAGGCCAAACAUAAUCAGCAUCAUAAAGGAAAGAAGGAGCAUCUCUCACCAAAAGGAGUGGUUGUUAUACUCUGCUCUGUUAUCCUCAUGGUUUUGAGCACAUCUCUGUCAGUACUAAUCUUUGUUGACUAUUUCUGAAGCAGAUGAGUUAAUAUACUCUAAAGUACCAUUGAGACUUAUCCACACCCCUGAUAAAGAAGUCAGAAUAUAACUUUACAUAAAUUAAAAGUUCUGUGACAGACUUUUUUUUUAUUAUUGUUUCCUUUACUUUCUUACUUGCUUUCUUAUGGUUUUGUAAUGACAAAAUAUGUUUUGUAGAGCAUACAAGACAGAUAUUGUUGAUCUUUUCACUUCUGAAGAUCAACAUUAUGUGUCUUACUGAAAUGGCAUGCUUAUAUCUUUCCCUUUGUAAAGAGAGAUUAUGAGAAUUGAAAUACUGUUUAAUAUUUAUAUGUUCUCUGUUCAACUUGUAAAAGCAAAUUAUAAUUGGGAUUUUUUUUUCUCACAAAAAAUCUGUAUGUUUAGAAGACUACAAAUACAAUUUUUAGAUAUGUUAAAGUCAACUUUUACAACUUUUUCCACAUGUUCACCGGGUGUGCAAAUAAAUGUGGGCUAUGAAGAAUAUUGAGAAGAAUAUAGCAUAUGUUCAUUCAAAAAUAUGAACAUAUGCUCCCUUUUUUUUCCUCUUUUAAAGCUGUUCAUGAGUAGCUGCAUGCAAGAAAUAUCUCACUAAAUCACAUAUGGAAGAAAGUGGAGCGGUUAUCACAGUCAGAAAUAGCAAAGAGUGAGAUUAGAGUAACCUGAAGAGCAUGUCGUAAAACAGCUUUAUUGACUUUUCACUAAAUAGGUCAGCCUGUUGUUGAAACUUUGAACUCUUUAGUGCUUUGUUCAAAGCUUU